Messenger RNA from Stegodyphus dumicola, 3483 nucleotides. RefSeq lists its product as uncharacterized. NCBI's taxonomy places the organism in Eukaryota, Metazoa, Arthropoda, Arachnida, Araneae, Eresidae. The record is from RefSeq and is a predicted model, not a curated record.
GAACAGUUGCGGAACUCAAAUAAUUUGCAUUGCGGUGGCAGUUCUAUCACUCAUAGUUUGCCGGUGGAUGAGUAACAAGGAUCUAGAGAGAUGAAAGCAUUCUUACUUUGUGUGAUGGUCCUGUUUGGAGCUGCCUGUUCAUUUUUUUAUGAUGUUUCCGAGGAGUGUAUAGUUGAAGACGAAAAUUUAAACUGCAUCUGCCACAAUCGUGAAAGCUUCACAUUAAGCGCCUCCUUGCUCUUCGAUAUCAGACAUAUAACUGUCAAAGGCUGUGGCACAGUUGAUGUUCCAUUCGGUGCUCUGAAUUAUCUACAGUUGAAAACAUUUCAAGUUUUAGAUGUCGAAAUCCUGGUUAUUAACCCCUUCGCUUUUAUGGAAGUUAAAGCAAUUAAUUUCUUUAGGAUAUCAGAUGUCACUAAGUUUAGUUUGAAAGAACAUGGUUUUAUAGGAUUGCUUAACGUCAAUGAACUAAUCUUUAAUAAUAUUACAGCCCCAGAACUAUCGCCGUACUCUUUAGGUUUCGUAUCUAACAUACAACAUUUCCUCAUUGAAAAUUCUCGCUUUGCUCAUUUGGGUGAUUUCUCUUUUGUUCUCACAAAUGUUUCUACAUUUAAAAUUAUUAAUACUAAAUUUCAAGAACUAAGAAACAACACUUUUAAAAUAAUAAAUUCAGAAGAAGUAGUUUUUGAAAACUGCUAUUUUAAAAACACUAACCAAAUGAGCUUUUCGCUGUCUGACAUAAACACAAUUAAAUUUCAAAGCUGUGAGUUUGGAAUCGUAUCCAACUCAGCAGUUGUAACUAAUGACGCAGAAACUUUCAUUUUUAAGAAUUGUUCCAUAGAUAGAUUAGAAAGAGGAGCAUUUGAAUUCUUAGAAGUUUCAGAAAAACUUAUUUUCACUUAUAACAAGAUCAAAAUGGAAAAUGCUUGUGCAGUUCUGCCGAGUGUAAUAAGCAACAUAUCGAUGAACUUAAAUGUAGAAGAUUGUUGCAAUAGUUUUCAGUGUUGCAACUGUGCUAAUUUUUGGAUAUUGUCUUCAGAAUAUUCUCCAGUUGAUGAUGUCCUUCUUCAGCAAAGAAAUUGCAUUGAUGACAUGUCUAUGAACGAUAUUACUUCCUUUCACACUAAUGACACCUCAAUUAAAUGCAUAGAUUUUGAAUUAAAGUCUGUUCAACAUAAGGCAGAAUUUCCAUCUAAAAAAGCAUCAGUUUAUAAAUCAAAGGGACUUAGCUUGAACUCGUCAGUGACAAAUUUAUUUACGCAUUUACUUUUGUUCUUUAUUUCACUAAGAUACUUCAUAACGUGAAUAACCUUAAAACUUAUAGAAAGUUUCAAGUGUGUAAAAUUUAGUGCUUAUUUUUGUGCUCUUAAAACAGGUAAAAAAGUGUUUUUAUCAUCACUAAAUAUCCAUUUUUACUGCUAACGAAGGCAAUGAGCUUAUAUGUCUAUGUCUGUAUUUAAGAUGAAAUGUGUUUUAUUAAUAUUUUCAGUACGAUUAUAUCAGGACUGUUAAAAAUAUUUGAAAUGUCAUAUAAAUCACGCAGGUAGUGUUUUAUAAAUACGUGUAUAAAAUUACAGCUUUGUGGUAAUUCUGUAAUUAUAAAUCUUUAUGGUUUACACGAAAUCUGAAAUUCACUCUCAAUAUGUAUAUCUACGUAAGAUGCUUCAGAAACGUUUCAUGUCUAAAGUUUCUUGAUUCAGAAAUAUCCAAAAACGAAAAUAUUUUCAAACUGCAAAAUCCAUGAAUUUUGGACAAGAAAUGGGUUAAAAAUUGACUCAGUUUUCUUAUAUAAUAACUUCGAUGUUUAUUUUUAAUAUUCUGCUAUAAUGUUUUCUUUCAUAAGUUAAUGUUAAGAGUAUCUGAAAUAAAGUUUUUUUCGCACUGAGUGAUAUGUAUAUGACAUUGAAUAAAGUUAUAUUUAUGAUACUGAACAAAAUAUCUCAAGUCUCAUUUAAAAUGGAAGAAUUUUAAGUACGUGAAUUGUGUUUAUACAUUUGGAAUCAUUCCCAAAAAUAUAUUUAUGUAUUCACUUUUCUGUACCUCACUAAUACUGUAUUUGGCGGCAUAUAAGACGCACAUUUUUUCCUAAAUUUGGUCUCAAAAAAGUUACCUGCGUCUUAUACGUGAAGGACACAGUCUUAAACGCGAAGGUAAUUGCAUUCAAUAAUUGUUUAUUUGGCUUUUACGAAACGUGAGAACUAAAAGAAACCACGUUAUUGAAACUUUUUUUCCUUGUGUGUGGCUGUCUAAAUAAGAGUGCGUCUUAUGUGCCAGUGCGUCUUAUAUGCCGUCAAAUACGGUAAGUGACGUGAUUUCUAUGUAAAUACAAAGUGCGUCUACAAAGUUUUAGGACAAAAUUCGAGCAAAAUCAAAGACUAGUGAAAAAAAACAUUUUUAUUUCAGUAUGCAAUCCAUGCAAGUCUGAACAAUACUACUUGAUUCCCUCGUAGAACUCACAUUUUUAUAAUACUGUAAUUCUCUGAUUACUGUUUUCUGAAUUUCUGCAGUGCUAUUGAAAUAUUGACCUGUGAGAUAAGCGUGUGUUUAGGGUAUGUAAAGUAGAUUUUAAAAGACAAAUCUUGGGAAUAAAGGUUUUGAUCGAGGUAGCUCACUAUUUUCAUUGCUAGAAACUGCUUGACGAAAUGAGAUUGUCUGGCAGUACAUUAUGUCUUCGUAAAAUAUGGAGUUCACCGCCUAGCUCUCGGCAGCAAGUUUCUUGGGAAUUAUUCCUUUCCAAUCGCAUCAGUUAUCAACAUGGGUUUACUCGAUUAUUGCUGAAAACCGACGUUUUUGUGGUAGUAGUAAACUUUCUCCAAACAACCCAUUCAUACGAUUGCCGUUUUACUUUAGCAUCAUGUGCAAAGCACCAAAUUUGAUUUUCAGUCACAGUUUGUUAAAAAAAAAAAUCAGGAUUAAUGUCUGCCGUUUGGAUUAAAUCAGAAAAUGUAGAAAUUUGAUCUUCUUUCUGUUCUGCAGUCACUGUGCAAGGGUCAAAACAAGAACCUUUUCUUUCCACAAUUAUCCUAGUUGUCGAACCCUGUUGGUGCUCUCAUCAUUUCGGAAUGCCGAAGGGCAGCUAUUUUCCCAGGUUUAUCAUCAAUAUCUUCUUGUCCAUACCAAAGAAAAGAUACUGAAUUCUGUGAAUGCUUGAUCCCGUAUACUUUACAAAAAAUUUUCAACAUAUUAGUUGUCAUUUCUUCUUCUUUACUGCAAAACGUUAUUGCUUCUUUUCUCAUCUUCGAGUAUAUGACAACGGAUUUUCCCUGGUGCAAAGCAAAUGAUUAAUUCCUUUGCAAAUUUUGUUAACAGUCUAGUAAUAUUUUAGGAAAAGCAAGUUAAGAUGUAAUAUAUACUGCCAAUUACCGUUUGGUGGGUUUGCUGGUGUUUGUUUAAAAAUUAGUUCUAAAACUUUAUUGACACACUGUGUAUAUAGUGCUUUGUAAUUCUAUAUAUGUCAUGUAAUUAAAAGAACUUGAAGUUUUG